This is a messenger RNA of Chenopodium quinoa (quinoa), 879 nucleotides long. RefSeq lists its product as uncharacterized. The record is from RefSeq and is a predicted model, not a curated record. Gene Ontology annotation, molecular function: zinc ion binding. NCBI's taxonomy places the organism in Eukaryota, Viridiplantae, Streptophyta, Magnoliopsida, Caryophyllales, Amaranthaceae. The coding region runs from base 1 to 879 and encodes 292 amino acids. The transcript has 3 exons.
AUGUUGUUUGGUGAUGCUGCAGAAGAGUAUGAGAGAUUAUGGGAUUAUGCAGUUGCUAUUUGCAAAUAUAACCCUGGUAGUACAACAAUUGUCAAGGUUGUAGGCAUAGAAAAUCCUCCACCCAUGUUCCAAAGGAUGCCUAUUUUGGGUGUUGAUGGGGAAAGUUUGAAGUGGCCUUAUCCUGGUAUUUUGCUGACAGCAGUGGGAAAAGAUGGGAAUGACAUCUUCCCAGUUGCUUGGGCUGUAGUAGAGGCUGAAAAUGCUGAGACUUGGAAGUGGUUUUUUAAACUGCUGGUAAAAGACAUAGAAUCUGUUGAUCAGUCAAUCAAAUUGGUAGAUUUACAUGAGUUUGAAGUAGAUAAUGAAGAUGACACCUAUGUUGUUAAUUCACAGACCAAGGAGUGUGGUUGCUUUAGGUGGAGUUUGUUAGGAAUUCCUUGUUGGCAUGCAUUGGCAUGUAUUGUGAAGAGGAGGCUUCUAUAUGAGGAAUUUGUCCACCCUACAUAUCAUGUGAGUACUUAUAUUGCUGCUUAUGCACCCAUAUUCAAAGUAAUGCCUGGUUUUAGGCAGUGGGAAGUGCAGCCAUUAGCCAAGCCUUUACCCCCUCAUUACAGAGAAAUGCCUAGAAGGCCUAGCAAAAAGAAGAGGGUGAAAGAACCAGGGAAAGAUAAAGAGAGAGAGUUGGUGAAAAGGGAAAAGAAGAACAACAAGUGCUCUAAUUGUGAUGGUCUUCGGCACUACAAAACAAAGUGCCAAAAUGUCACUCAGCCUCAAGUUUUAAGUAAGGGUGGAAGACCUUUCGGCUGCUCAGAUAGGAGCAGGACCCUACCAGCAGGCUAUGUCACAGGGUGGGGGAGCUGGAACUUAAGCUGGAGGUAG